AUGUCUUCUCUCGCCUGGAACGGACUCACCUUUGGUGUAGAACUCGAAUUCAUGGCUGCUCCUCCCGAACGAGCCCACUGGAAACUAUACACCCCAACGGCAGCAGCACGCUCCAAUAUCUCCAAGUUGCUCACCCAGCACACUACUCUUCCCAUUGCCUGUGAGUGCAGCCACCUCACCAACGAGGCUUGCGCCGUCUGUGCUGACAUUCCUGACAGGUACAAGGCAGGUCGUAUAUGCUACAUCCAGCCUGGAGCAAGCGCUGAGUCUAUGGCCGCGGAUUCCUGCUUUCUCUUCAAGUACGAAUUCCUCGAAUGCGUCAAGGGUCUCAACGCACAGCGCUGCUGGCCUGGCGUAGAGAUGUGUACCCCUGUUCUCGGCCAAGCUGAGUUAGCUUCCGGUCUUCCUACCGUCAAGACACUCCUUUCGGCUCUCCGAAAGACGGGUGCUUUGAUCACUGCUGAUGACAGCUGCGGCAUGCACGUCCACGUUGGCGUCGAAGGAGGCAUGACAGUUUAUCUCGCAAAGAGAAUCACGACACUCGUCAUUCUUCUCGAGAACACUCUCAUUCUUCGUCUCGUUGCGCCAUGCCGAUGGACAAGCCAGUAUGCUAGCCCCAUUUGCGAAGACUCACAGGCUGCGAAAAAGGAAGCCCUCAACAUCGACGAAGCUGACACGUCAGCUUUCGAGAAGCACGUGCCUUCACAAUCGAGCAUGCGCCCGAGUAACUGGAACAACAAUGAUCCCAAGAUGUACUACAGAAUGCUUCGUGGCAUCUGGUCCUGCGAAGACCUGAGUUCUCUCGCAAUGGAACUUCGAAAGGGAGGUAUCAGCCGCUGCGGCCUUGCAAUCGCGUUGCGCAAUACUGAUGGUCGUCGCAAUAAACUCUUCAUCCGAGACAAAUAUGAAGGGACACCCACAACUGUUGAGUUCCGCUACUCGCAGAUGACAUUUGACCAUGUCCUUCUCCGCAACUGGGUCGAAGUUGUGGCGCGCAUCGUGGAUCUUGCGCGAGCCGAAGACGAAGAGUUCAAGAAGAUUGUCGAGACGAUUAUCGAUCUGAACUAUGAGGCCGGUGUACAACAUACUUCUGCUUGGAAGGCUUUGUUGGAACGCGUUUUCGGACUGGAGCAUCGUAUUCCUGAAUGGGAUGCUCAGCUGGACAAAUUCAAGCAAAGUGAGUACAUUUCUCUCUUGAAUGAGAGGCUUCUUCUCCGGCCGGAGUAG
Molecule: messenger RNA, 1227 nt
Organism: Fusarium venenatum
Lineage: Eukaryota; Fungi; Ascomycota; Sordariomycetes; Hypocreales; Nectriaceae
Source: RefSeq, a predicted model, not a curated record